GAAUGACAGGGGUUAAGUAAUUUGAUUGCUGAAGUGAGAAUAUAAAGAGAAUAUAAAAGCAGCCUGUAUGCUGUGACAGAUAAAUCAGUGUACAAAAUACCUAUAAUAAGUGAAAGCAUCACAUGGCUACUUAACAGGUGCUUUAGUGUGAGUCAUCUCCCAACAUGUUACAAUGUAUUAUCGCCUGUUAAUGCCCUGUAACAACGUCAUACCUGGACCUGGUAGUAUAUACUUAUGUACAUUGGUUUAGCUUGUCUGCCACUUUCUUGUCUCUCAUAUCAAUGGACAGUCUAGUCGUAAUAGUACUGACCUCAGGACAUUCAAUUGAGGGUCUGUAUAGAGAGAGUACAUUAUCAUUACAAUCAACACUGACAACAGGCUAAUGAAACAGUGCACAUCUAUUCAUCUAAUGGACACAGGAAUAUUUGUAUGGAGUUUCAGUCUCGGGACAUUCAGUGUUGACUUUUAACUUUGACGGAAUUCGGUGUCGACUUUUAACUUUGACGGAAUUCAGUGUCGACUUUUAACUUUGACGGAAUUCAGUGUCGACUUUUAACUUUGACGGAAUUCAGUGUUGGAGUUUCCAUCUUUGAAAUUUCAGUGGAGAUUAUAAGGAUAUUCAAUAUUUUUGGUUUACAGGUGUGAGUUAGGGAACGUUUCUACUUUCACCACGGAGCUGGGAUUUACCAAAUUAAGGGUGGACACAAGGUGUUAUCAUGUCUGGAGUCUGAAUAUAAUUCAGUCAGUUGUGUUUGUACUGGUAGUAUGACCAGCUAACUCAGUAGUGAUAUUGUGUUGAGACUUCUGGAGCUGGCCUUUGAGGCCCUGGCAGUGUACACUUCAACAAAUCUAAGAGGCCCUAUAUAAACAGCUUACAUGUUGUCCUAAAAUCCCAAAUUUUUGAUAGACAAUGAUGGCUGAAAGUUUGGAUAAAGUAAAGAUAAUAGCGAAUGAAGAGACACAAGUAUGUGAAGGGUAUGGCGCUCUGGAAGGACCCGACUUUAGCCGGUAUGAAUCGGUGUAUGGGAAUGUUUUUCCCAAUGAUGUGGAAUACGCCCAUAGAGUUUACGAAGGGGAAUUAGCCAUUGAUGCUGGAUCAACCCCUACUUUAUGUGAGAAGGGGACAAGUGGCUGUUACUUCGUCCGGAACAGAAAGGGUAAAACCAUUGGAGUAUUUAAACCAAAAGAUGAGGAACCUUAUGGGCAGUUAAACCCGAAGUGGACAAAAUGGAUGCAUAAGCUUUGUUGUCCAUGUUGUUUUGGACGAAGUUGUCUUGUACCAAACCAGGGAUACUUAUCAGAAGCAGGGGCUAGUGUAGUUGACCAGAAACUCCAGUUAAAUAUAGUUCCAAAAACAAAAGUAGUUAAAUUAGCCAGUGAUACGUUUAAUUAUAAUGCAAUAGACAGAGCAAAAUCUAGAACAAAGAAAAACAUUCUGGAAAAGCUGCCAAAUGUGGGACGACAUUUUCAUAGAAUAGGCUUACCACCAAAGACAGGAUCAUUCCAGUUUUUUGUCAACAACUACAAAGAUGCUGACUUCUGGCUACGAAAGUUUGACAAUGAGGAUUUACCUAUUUCUACAGCAACACGACUUCAGCAUUUAUUUGAACGACUUGUAGUACUAGAUUACAUAAUCAGAAAUACUGACAGAGGAAAUGAUAACUGGCUUAUACGCUACGAACCUGUCACAUCACAUGGACAGUCCGAGGAGGAAAGUGAGUGGAACUUUGUAGAUAAUCCAGUCAUCUCUGUUGCUGCAAUAGACAAUGGAUUAGCAUUCCCUUUUAAACAUCCUGACGAGUGGCGAGCAUAUCCCUACCAUUGGGCAUGGCUACCCCAGGCUAAGGUACCCUUCUCAGAGGAGAUCCGCGAUCUUGUCCUGCCCCAGCUAUCAGACAUGAACUUCGUCCAGGACCUAUGUGAUGACCUGUGGGAGUUAUUUAAGACUGACAAAGGUUUUGAUAAAAGGACGUUUGAGUGCCAGAUGUCUGUGAUGCGAGGCCAGAUACUUAAUCUUACACAAGCUCUGAAGGAUAAGAAGUCCCCAGUACAACUUGUACAAAUGCCUGUGGUUACUGUUGAACGUAACAAAUCUGCCAGUGGACGCUCUCGGACAGAGAGCGAGACUUUCACACAGAGCUUCUCCCAUAGAGCACCUUUCUUUUCCUGGUGCUGAGAUAAACUCAAAACAGCAAGUUGACACUAAAUGAUGUCCGGAGACUGUCAGCACAUUAAGUCUUGUCUGGAGAUCAUCAGGAUAAUAAAUCUUGUCUGGAGAUCGUCAGGAUAAUAAAUCUUGUCUGGAGAUCGUCAGGAUAAUAAGUCUUGUCUGGAGAUCGUCAGGACAAUAAAUCUUGUCUGGAGAUCGUCAGGAUAAUAAGUCUUGUCUUGAGAUCGUCAGGAUAAUAAGUCUUGUCUGGAGAUCAUCACGAUAAUAAGUCUUGUCUGGAGAUCGUCAGGAUAAUAAGUCUUGUCUGGAGAUCGUCAGGAUAAUAAGUCUUGUCUGGAGAUCGUCAGGAUAAUAAAUCUUGUCUGGAGAUUGUCAGGAUGAUAAGUCUUGUCUGGAGAUUGUCAGCACAUUAAGUCUUGUCUGGAGAUCGUCAGGAUGAUAAGUCUUGUGAGGACAAUAAGUCUUGUCUGGAGAUCGUCAGGAUAAUAAGUCUUGUCUGGAGAUCGUCAGGAUAAUAAGUCUUGUCUGGAGAUCGUCAGGAUAAUAAGUCUUGUCUGGAGAUCGUCAGGAUAAUAAGUCUUGUCUGGAGAUCGUCAGGAUAAUAAAUCUUGUCUGGAGAUCGUCAGGAUAAUAAGUCUUGUCUGGAGAUCGUCAGGAUAAUAAGCAGUGUUCGGAGAUUGUCAGGAUAAUAAAUCUUGUCUGGAGGUCGUCAGGAUGAUAAGUCUUGUCUGGAGGUCGUCAGGAUGAUAAGUCUUGUCUGGAGGUCGUCAGGAUAAUAAGUCUUGUCUGGAGGUCUUCAGGAUAAUAAGUCUUGUCUGGAGAUCAUCACGAUAAUAAGUCUUGUCUGGAGAUCGUCAGGAUAAUAAGCAGUGUUCGGAGAUUGUCAGGAUAAUAAAUCUUGUCUGGAGGUCGUCAGGAUGAUAAGUCUUGUCUGGAGGUCGUCAGGAUAAUAAGUCUUGUCUGGAGGUCGUCAGGAUAAUAAGUCUUGUCUGGAGGUCUUCAGGAUAAUAAGUCUUGUCUGGAGAUCAUCACGAUAAUAAAUCUUGUCUGGAGACUGUCAGCACAUUAAGUCUUGUCUGGAGGUCGUCAGGAUGAUAAGUCUUGUCUGGAGGUCGUCAGGAUAAUAAGUCUUGUCUGGAGGUCGUCAGGAUAAUAAGUCUUGUCUGGAGGUCUUCAGGAUAAUAAGUCUUGUCUGGAGAUCAUCACGAUAAUAAAUCUUGUCUGGAGACUGUCAGCACAUUAAGUCUUGUCUGGAGAUCGUCAGGACGAUAAGUCUUGUCUGGAGAUCGUCAGGAUAAUAAGUCUUGUCUGGAGAUCAUCACGAUAAUAAGUCUUGUCUGGAGGUCGUCAGGAUAAUAAGUCUUGUCUGGAGGUCUUCAGGAUGAUAAGUCUUGUCUGGAGGUCGUCAGGACAAUAAGUCUUGUCUGGAGACUGUCAGCACAUUAAGUCUUGUCUGGAGAUCGUCAGGACAAUAAGUCUUGUCUGGAGAUCGUCAGGACAAUAAGUCUUGUCUGGAGAUCGCCAGGAUAAUAAGUCUUGUCUGGAGGUCGUCAGGAUAAUAAAUCUUGUCUGGAGAUCGUCAGGACAAUAAGCAGUGUUCGGAGAUUGUCAGGAUAUUAAGCAGUGUUCCGAGAUUGUCAGGAUGAUAAGCAGUGUUCCGAGAUUGUAAGGAUAAUAAGCAGUCUUAUCUGGUAUUUAAGCUACAUAUUCUCUGAAGUAAUCAUGAUUGUCUCUUGACAUUGUAAAACAAUUGAAAUUUUUGGCAUGGAAUAUACUUUUUCUAUGUCCAUAAAAAUUCUUUCAAUUCAUGAGAGUACAAAUAAUCAUAAUUUCCAUACUUGAGUGUUAGAAAGAAACUGUUGACCUUGGAGAUACUAUCUUUCUAUGUUUAGGCCUCGAUAGACUGGCUGGAAGCAAAGGAGUGAAAUUCUAUUAUCUUUCCUAGAUACAACGAUAUUCUUUGUAAUGAAACAGGACAGAUUUAUCUCCAGCAAAUAUGAUGAUACAGCUGAAAAGAUAGAAUUAUUUUUAAAUCUUAUCUUUCAUUUGAACUGAAUUGAACAAUGCCAAAUUAUCACAUUUUACCUAUGGCAGAAAAAAGAUUGAAGAAGUAUCUAGAAGAUAUGUGUCACAAGGAUUUCAAAUAUUUCUUUUCCAGGUUUACAGAGAUAUACAGAGGUAGGAACACUUGGAGUAAAAAGCUCAAACAAAUUAUCCUACAUGGAUAUAUCUAACAUGUCGACUGUGUCCACCAUGUUCCUUUAAUGUCAAAUCUGUACAAUUCUCAUUGUAACUGCUGAAUGCUGUAUCAUUGCACAUCUCUCAUAUAGAUUAACAAGUCAUUUAUUAUCAGUUCUUUGUGUGUGAAGUUCAUUAAUUUCAAAAUAUGAUUCCAUGUUAUCAAUGAUCCAAGCAUUUUUUAUCUCAGCUUAAAUGGCCAGAUUGUCGGGGGCUUAAAUUAUCACUGGUUGUAUUUCAUUUCAAAACAAUUGUAUCUGUUAAGUUAAGUUGGAUAGAAAGGUAUCUAUGCAAAGUCAUGGUGGCUGCAAUGAUAAUGUUAUUGUGUGGUAUUACAAAUUUUAUCAGGAAUAAAUACUUACCAUACAUCAGAUUUGUGAAAUUUUUUAGAGCCAAUUUUCUUGAUUUUUUUUUUUUUUUUAAUUUUGAAGAUAGUUUUACAAUAUUAUUUUGCUGUUUUAGAAUUAACUGACUUUAGGAAAUGCUGAGAAACUUUCCUACUGGACAAAAGUCGCUAUAUGAUUUAGAAUACUCUGACUCAUAACUAUACUUUGGGGCCAAAAAUCAAUGAGAUCUCAUUUUACAUAAUGGAUAAAAACAAUCAAUAUCAUAUAUAACAGUCAAAGACUGAGGAAGUGGGAUUUUGAAUACAUCUUUCACAUUUUCAUUCAUUUGUGAUUUUUUUUUACAAAAACUAUGUUUCUAAUCAAAUAUGAUUUGAAAAAUGAUUAUUCAUCUUUAAAUCAUGUUCCCUAUUUCUAGUUUGACAAUUUAAUGUGUAAUUAUCACAAAUCAUCUGCUCCUUUAGUAGUUGAGUUCGGUUUGAAUGCAUUUACAAGGUAAAUAAUUAUAAAAUGUGAUUAGUUACAGCUACAACUUCCGUGCAGGGAAUACAUGUACUAGUUUAGGGUCAGAAAUCCAUCUAUGUUUACAGAGUCCAUUAGGGCAGACAAUCAUAGUGAGACAGGUUAUAGAUUAUACUGUAAUGAUAUCCUAUGUUGGGAUAUCUUAUCAUUUCAUCACUCUUAAAUGAACGUUUUUAUAUGACACACUUGAAAAAGAAACAAUAUGAUUUAUUUGGUUUUAGAAGGGAAAAGUAUUAAAAAUAAUGAAGUACCAUACAGGUAUUUUAUUGAUAAUUUAAUCUUCUCUAUAGCUACUUUCUGUAUAUAUAUACAGUUGUAUUUUUUUAAACAUGCAGUGGUUUUAGCUAACCUGGACCGAAGGUAAAUUGAGGUUACUUCUUUAAAACCAUGCUAGUCCUGAGCAACUGAAUGGAUUUUGAUGAAAUUUGAUCUUGAUCAUUAUUGGCCAAAGAUAUCUAACAUUGUAUAAACAGAGUGUGUGGAUCCGCUGGGGCUGGAGGGGCAGGAUUCAAUAGGGGAAAUUGCGGUAAAUCCUAUAAAUCCCUACCAAUCCUGAAUGCCUGCAUGAAUUUUGAGGAAAUAUGGUCUGGAUCAUUAUUGGGUAAAGAUCUAACAUUGUAUAAAUGGAGGAUGUGGCUCCCUUGGGGCCAUAGGGCUGGGGCCGAAUAGGGGAUAUAGAGGUAUAUCGUUUAAAUCGCUACUUGUCCGGAACAAUUGAAGGGAUUUUGAUGAAAUUUGAUCUGGAGUAUUGUUGGCCAAAUGAGAUCUAAUGUUGUAGGGGGAGAAAGGGGGCCCAAUAGUGGAAAAUAUGGCAAAAGAAACUUCAGAAUCCUUUUCCUUUUUCAAGAAUGGCAGGAUUUUGUCCACUUGUAAUUUGAAGCAUUGUUGGAAGGGGCAGUUUAUAAGAAGGAAAAUAUUUAAAAUAUCACUUAAAUUAGAGUAUCCUGCCAUAAUAUAAAUUACUGAAAUAUCCAGGUGAGUGAUGCAGGCCCUCGGAGCCUUUUGUUAUCAUUAAAGAUGUUUUUUUUGUAUUAUUACCCUACAGAAUAAGUGAUAUUACCAUGUAUCUUAUUUACCAACAUAAACUGUUACAUUGAGUCUUGUUUGUAUGGUUUUCACCCUAUUAUAUGAUAACUGUACCUAAUAACAAUGUUAAGGGAUCUUUAUCCACAGUUUUGUCAUAUAUAUGAACAGAUCAAUGCUUCUAUCAUAAUUGUACCAUAACUUUGCCAAGUUCAUAUUUAGCCCACCUGGCCCGAGGUCUUGGCGUGGCAUCCGUCGCCAUUUGUCUUUUGUCCAUUCAUCCAGUGUCAAAUUUUCCAUUCAAACAACUUCUCCUUAACCUGGAGGAAGCCAUAAGAAGACCUAUGAUUAGACAGAUCUUUUUUCAUAAACUUAUAAACAAAGAGAUUUGAGGGAUGGCGAAAACCAAUGGUACACAUAGCCAUUGUCAGUGGUUGCCUUGGUAACCAAAAGAAGCCCUGAUUUCGAUGAAUCCUGUACAGACUUACUCCUAACUUGUUAACCAAUUAAAAACUACAGACGACUUUUAGGAACCAUAGUAAAUGGUCUGUACUAUCAUUUGCCCAUAUGGUAUACUUCUAAUUGUGUAGCUAUAACUAUUUUUCUCUAUUUCACCAAAAGUAUUUUCAUUUGUGCAAUUGAUGAUAGUAUGAAUUUUAAGAUGGUUUUUACCGUUAAAAUCAUGCCAUAUAUCAGCCAGAAUUUUACACUGGUUCAUUCAAUUGUUGCCUUUAUACACAGGGUGUCAGUUUAAAUUUGAUUACUUGCUAUUUUUUGAUUUGAAAGAAAAACUCAAUCGGUGGAUGUUGUACAUCGCUAUGAUGUUAAUUGUGAGGAGAGAUGAAUGUCGAUGCUUACUGUAUGGUGAUUGUUGUUACUAUGGUAACACAGUAUUGAAUAAAUUAAGUUGAAAUUAAA
This is a messenger RNA of Pecten maximus, 7215 nucleotides long. Its product is annotated as phosphatidylinositol 4-kinase type 2-beta-like. Gene Ontology annotation, molecular function: 1-phosphatidylinositol 4-kinase activity. Gene Ontology annotation, biological process: Golgi organization; endosome organization; phosphatidylinositol phosphate biosynthetic process. The transcript has 9 exons. Lineage: Eukaryota; Metazoa; Mollusca; Bivalvia; Pectinida; Pectinidae. Bases 911 to 2176 code for a protein of 421 amino acids. The record is from RefSeq and is a predicted model, not a curated record. Gene Ontology annotation, cellular component: endosome; lysosomal membrane; plasma membrane.